Molecule: messenger RNA, 3255 nt
Organism: Austrofundulus limnaeus
Lineage: Eukaryota; Metazoa; Chordata; Actinopteri; Cyprinodontiformes; Rivulidae
Gene: nptxrb
Product: neuronal pentraxin receptor b
Exons: 6
Coding region: 183-1967 (594 amino acids)
Source: RefSeq, a predicted model, not a curated record
AACGGACGGAGGAGAGAGCAGCUUAGCAACACAGAGAGGGAGAGAGAGAGAGAGGAGGAGGAGGAGGAGAGGGAGAGCAUUUCUGGAUCAGACAGCUUGGUGCCAUCCAUAUAACACUCAGAGGGUAAGAAGAAGAGCAGCGCCAUUGGCAAACAGCCGUGAAUUUGCUGUAGAGAUUCAUAAUGAAGUUCCUGGUGGUGUUGGUGGGAGCUGGGGCUCUAGCCGUCCUCGGCGCGGUCAUCUGCAUCAUCGCCAGCGUUUACCCUCGGAAGCGCGGCUCGCCUCCCAGCGACAACGGCACGCUGACCUCGGAGGCGCUGCUGCAGCCCCUGGAGCCCRGCUCGGUGGCGCACGCCGGCCCGCUGGGCGCACUCCACGGGGCGGGCUCCUACGACGUCGACGGCAACGGGCUCGGCGGGCUCGACUUGGACGUCCCCGCUCUGAACGAGCUCAACCUCGGGAAGGAGACAGGAGGUGGUGGUGGAGGAGGAGGAGGCUCGGCAAAGCAGUUCAGCUUCAGCCGACUCAUCUGCACUCCUGUACCUGUUGGAGACUGCAGGAGCAAAGAGCUGAGGCAGGAGCAGCAGGACGACCCGCUGUACGGAGCCGCCGCCGCCGCCGCCGCCGGAGAUGAGGACCUCCGGACGACCGCGGAGGAGCUCCGGCAGAUGGUGCUGCGGCAGAACGACCAGAUCCUCAUGGACCAGAGGACGAUCCGGGAGCUGACGGGGAAGCUGAGUGAGUGCGAGAGCGGCCUGGAGGAUGACAGGAGUGCCCCGGCGCGGAGCAUCGGAGUGUGGAGCGGGAACCGCCGCAUCAUGGCCGGGGACGAAGUGAGCUCAUCCGCCGCGGCGCAGCUGCAGACGGCUCGGGCCGUGGAGGAGCUGGCCAGGGCCAUCAUGGAUCUGAAGGACCGCAUAGAUAAACUUGAGGCGGAGAUAGGACCUGGAGCCUUGAACCUCACCGACUCAUCUGUGGGGACGAGCAGCAGCCAGACUAACACUGGUAGGGCUCCAGCUCCGUCUGCUAGCAGUGCUUCCUCCCCAACAACAGGGGCCGCCUCGGGAGGCCGUCGCCCCACUUCUCCAGGACCCCCUGGCUCCAGGCCGCCUUCUAAAGGCACCCCGGGACGAGGAAAGAGCACCUGGAGGGUGGAGGACCUUGAGGGGGAACUUGAGAGGAAGAUAAAAAUGCUGGAGAAGGAGCGCCAGGCCAUGAGGAAAGAGACCCAGGGCCAGCAUGAGAAGAUCGACAAGGGCAUUGACACGGUUACCCACCGGGUCACAGAGCUGGAGCACACAAUGACAGAGCCRCCGUUCCCCGAUGGCUUCGUCCUCUCCUUCCCCAUGCGGACCAGCUACAUGUAUGGCCUGGUGAGAAGGGAGAUCACUGAGAUGUACGCCUUCACUGCCUGCGUAUGGCUCAAGGCCAAGGAAGGGGGCAUCGGGACCCCCUUCUCCUACUCUGUGCCGGGUCAGCCCAAUGAGCUGGUGCUGCUGCAGGGAGUCCACAAUCCUGUGGAGCUGCUCAUCAACGACAAGGUCGCCCAGCUGCCUCUGUCUCUACCGCUAAAUGAGUGGCAGCAUAUCUGCAUUAGCUGGACCCUGAGGGACGGAGUGUGGAAGGCCUACCAGGGGGGGAAGAUGAAAGGAAGGGGGGACGGGCUGGCUGCCUGGCAUCCCAUCAAACCAGGGGGAGUCCUCAUACUGGGACAGGAACAGGACACACUUGGCGGGCGCUUCGACGCCUCCCAGGCUCUGGUUGGUGAGCUAUCCCAGUUCAACCUGUGGGACCGGGUACUGAAGCCUGCRGAGGUGGCCGCUCUUGCGGACUGCAGCUCCUCAGCACUGGGSAACAUUGCCCCCUGGACCGACCAGGACGUAGAUGUUUAUGGUGGCGCCACCAAGGAGUCCCUGGACCCCUGCCACGCCGCUCAGAGACUGAACCCCUCAAGCCCCAAGCAGUGAAGRGUGACCAGAGGAAAUGGGCCAAUGGUGUUCCUGUUUGAUCGGUCAACUUAGGAGUCAGGAUGGUCAAUGGGUGCAUUCAGUUGGAGUUUAGAGUGUGUCAUGCUUUCAGGAGGCAGGACGCCUCCCAGUGGACUAAGAGAUAGUGCAAUCAAGCUGUAAAGAGUGGCAUAUCUGUUUUGUUCUUUGUGUUGGUGUACACGCUCAUGUGUUUACUUCUGCAGUGAGUGACCUAUAGUUACAGGAUCACCUUUUCGAAGGCAGCAAGGUGGUUCAACUUCUGGCAUUAACAGCUUUAAUGGACAUGCUACAUUAUAAAAGAAAUGAUUGCAUCAGAUAAAACUGUACCGUCAUCUUCYUUUGAUAAGGAUGAGUUGGACCGUUCAACCUUACAGAAUCACAGAGGCAAAGAGUUUAACAGGUUUCUGUACGAUUAUGUAAUAAAGCUGCAUUGAUGUCAAGGUUGUUUUAUUUUUAUAUUACCAUGCAAUGACACAAAGUUCUGUUUUUAUUGUUUUUCAUUUCUGUCACUGUGAUUGUGUUAAAUGCUACAAGUGAUUUCCUAAAUGCUCAUUUGGUAGUGCUGACUUUAUCACUCAGUGAGGAAAAAACAAAGUUCUGUUUGUUUUUAACAGUAUUUGUUUCUUUAAGUAAUGUCUGUGUGAUUUAAGUUUUCUAUAUUGCAUAUCAUGAUUUGGUACAAACUGUUUUCUUAUGAUUGUGUAAAGCGUAAUGUAUUUCUGGUGAUGUUGCUCGUGUCUAGUCUGCCGCCCUCGAUGUAAUCCUGUCACACACCUCUCAGCCCUGCAGAGAAGUUGCAGCAAUUUGCUUUGCAGCUGAACGACGCAGCACUCGCUUUUCGACUUCCGAAAUCAGCAUUUUGUGUUUCUAGCUGCUAAUCAAAUACUGGCACCAUGAUGUGUUUGAUAAAACUGUGGGACCCUUGAAUGUGAACCAGAUGGAAUGAGAGUAUGUCUGCAUGAAUGUCUUCUGCAAAGCCAUAUUUCUUGCUACUGAAAAAAAAAAUUCUGAUGACAGUGUUGGUGUUCACAGAUUCCCCCACAACAUACAGAUAUCUCACAAAGAUGGAAGUGAAUCCAUGGUAACCGGUUUGUACUUACCAAAUUGUUUUCUGCACAUGCAGUCAGAAAAAAAGCAUAACCGACUCGCUCUGAUUCAAUUAAGAGCUGGAAGGACCUGGAGCUUCUAUUACAGAUGAAAAUCAAUUCAAAACAUCCCUGUGCUUUAUGAAAAAACAAAUUAAAUAAAAGGAAAAAUAUGCAAAAAA